Molecule: messenger RNA, 1635 nt
Organism: Cicer arietinum (chickpea)
Lineage: Eukaryota; Viridiplantae; Streptophyta; Magnoliopsida; Fabales; Fabaceae
Product: 2-methyl-6-phytyl-1,4-hydroquinone methyltransferase, chloroplastic-like
Biological process (GO): methylation
Molecular function (GO): 2-methyl-6-phytyl-1,4-benzoquinone methyltransferase activity
Source: RefSeq, a predicted model, not a curated record
CAUUGCACCAUCACCAAGUCCCUUGUCUUCAUCUCUCACUGCAUAAUCCUUAACAUGUCUUAUUUCUACAUGAUAUUAAAAACUAUCAUAAUAUAAAUUAUCUACCUUAGUAUUUCUACAACUUUUUCAUUAUUGUUGUAACCAUUUCAUGGACUCCUUAAUGCUAAGUGGUACUGAAAAUACAAAGCUUAUUAAUGGAUUAGGUUCUAUGAGUCUUAACUUUCACAACAAGUGUUUAUUCAAAAAAAGUGUACUGUCAUAUGGUAACAAAUACAAGGCAAGAAACUUGACACCAAGAUGCAGCAUCUCAUCCAUAAGGCCUACUUCUCAACCUAGAUUCAUCCAACACAAGAAAGAAGCAUUUUGGUUCUAUAGGUUUUUGUCUAUUGUAUAUGAUCAUGUGAUAAAUCCAGGACAUUGGACUGAAGACAUGAGAGAUGAGGCACUUGAGCCUGCUGAUCUUUACGACCGGAAUAUGAGAGUUGUUGAUGUAGGAGGAGGAACUGGAUUCACUACUCUUGGUAUAGUGAAGCAUGUUGAUGCUAAAAAUGUUACAAUUCUUGAUCAGUCUCCUCAUCAGUUGGCUAAGGCUAAGCAGAAGGAACCUUUGAAAGAAUGUAAGAUAAUUGAAGGUGAUGCAGAAGAUCUUCCAUUUUCAACUGAUUAUGCUGACCGAUAUGUUUCAGCUGGAAGUAUUGAAUACUGGCCUGAUCCACAGCGUGGCAUUAAAGAAGCAUACAGAGUGCUGAAAAUAGGAGGCAAAGCAUGCAUUAUAGGUCCUGUAUACCCAACUUUUUGGUUGUCUCAAUUCUUUGCAGAUGUGUGGAUGCUCUUCCCUAAGGAGGAAGAGUAUAUUGAAUGGUUUAAAAAGGCUGGUUUCAAAGAUAUCAAGCUCAAAAGGAUAGGUCCAAAAUGGUAUCGAGGUGUACGACGGCAUGGCCUUAUCAUGGGUUGUUCUGUGACUGGUGUCAAGCCUUUAUCAGGUGACUCUCCCCUUGAGCUUGGUCCUAAGGUAGAGGAUGUAGAGAAGCCUGUAAAUCCAUUGGUGUUUCUCUCACGGCUCAUUCUUGGUGCAAUUGCAGCAACUUACUAUGUACUAGUUCCAAUUUACAUGUGGAUCAAGGAUCAAUUUGUUCCAAAGGGCAUGCCCAUCUAAUCUAAGAUUGGAGUCUGAAGUAAAGUUGGGGUAGGAAAUGGUGGUCAAGUUUUGAUGACUGAUGUUCUCAAGCCUUUACUCUUUGAAAAUUAAUGGCCAAGAAUUUGCCUUCCAUAAUGUUAAUUUGUUGACAUGUUCUGGCAUAUUCAAUUGUCCCUUCAAUUUUACUACAAUUCUAGAAUGGAUAUUUUACUUUCAACUCAAACAUCGAUUGUUUAUUGAUGUUCCAGCAGCAGACAAGCCAAGUUUAGUCGGUAUAUGUGUCAUUGUCACUUUAUGAGAUAUAUAUAGAAUAUGUGCUGGCUGUCUCAUGAUUUCUGAUUUCUUGUCUGGAAGAAUCAGCUAAGUAUUGUUCUGUAUUUCUGUAAUCUUUUGCUUGACAGUGAACAAGAUAGAAUGACUAUGAGUCUAUAUAUGUUUGACCACAUCCAAAUAUGAUUGUUUAGCUAAUACAUGCGACCAUGUGGGACUUUUUUAGA